Messenger RNA from Tarenaya hassleriana, 1193 nucleotides. Its product is annotated as LOB domain-containing protein 15. NCBI's taxonomy places the organism in Eukaryota, Viridiplantae, Streptophyta, Magnoliopsida, Brassicales, Cleomaceae. The coding region runs from base 397 to 1056 and encodes 219 amino acids. The record is from RefSeq and is a predicted model, not a curated record. The transcript has 3 exons.
AUUCAAGAACCCUCACGUGCUCAAGCAGUAGAUUCCACUGCCCUUUUCGUCCUAACUUUAAAUUUGUUUGGAUUUUCAUAGAGUGAGAUUUCCUCCAUGACAGAUCUUUCAAAGAGCCCGCCCAUGGAUCUGAAUUUAUAUAUACAUAUAUAUAUAUAUAUAUGUAUGUAUGUAUGUAUCUACUUAUAUUUACAACACAUCGUGAUCACUAAAUCUCUUUACUUCGUAUUAUCUUGCCUUUAAAGCAUUCAUCGCUCGGGACAAUCUUACACCACACCUCUAACUUAGAAGCUCUUAAUUUGUUAUAUCUCUCUUUCUGCUUCUGUUGUUGUCUUUUCUCUCUUCUUCUUUUGCAAACUCCGUCCGUUUCCAUAGACGGAGAGCAUGCCUGCCUGAAUGUCAUCAAGGGAAAGGGAGAGAUUUGAUGAGGAGAUAGGGAAGAAGAUCAGAAGAGAAGCAGAUGCUUGGAUUCAAAUGGCGGGAAGAAGACAAAUGGCGUUUCCUCCCGGAGCGCUCAACACCAUCACUCCUUGCGCCGCUUGCAAGCUCCUGCGCCGCAGAUGCGCUCAAGAAUGUCCCUUUUCCCCUUAUUUUUCCCCCCACGAGCCUCAAAAGUUCGCGUCCGUCCACAAAGUCUUUGGUGCCAGCAACGUCUCCAAAAUGCUAAUGGAAGUGCCCGAGAGCCAGAGAGCCGACGCGGCGAACAGUCUCGUGUACGAAGCCAACGUGAGAUUACGAGAUCCGGUGUACGGAUGCAUGGGCGCAAUCUCAGCCCUUCAACAACAAGUUCAAGCCUUACAAAUAGAGCUCGCGUCCAUUCGGACAGAGAUUCUCAAGUACAAGCAGCGAGAAGCCGUUACGAUGAUGCCUUCUAAUUCCCAAGUGGCUUUGCUCUCCUCCGGCGCCGUCUCCGUCGUGGCUCCUCCGCCGCAGACACCACCUACUCCGCCGCCGCUUCCCCCUCCUCCUUCUUCUUCUGUUUUCUCUCAACCAAUCACCGUGAGGCCCUUGGAGUACGGCGAUAUCGCAAGUGAGAAUUCACCAUACUUUGGAUAAUCAUCACGUUAUUUAUUAUACUAGCGAAAAACAUAUAUAUGAAUUUAUUUAUUUUCAGUGAUUUGUGAUCUGCUGACCGCCGAAAAUAAUACAAGGGGAGAACAAUUUAUAUUUAUAAUGAUGCGGCGAGUUUUAUA